This is a messenger RNA of Triplophysa dalaica, 8356 nucleotides long. It is a transcript of the gene lrrk2, whose product is annotated as leucine-rich repeat kinase 2. Gene Ontology annotation, molecular function: protein binding; protein kinase activity; ATP binding. The record is from RefSeq and is a predicted model, not a curated record. Lineage: Eukaryota; Metazoa; Chordata; Actinopteri; Cypriniformes; Nemacheilidae. The transcript is spliced from 51 exons. Gene Ontology annotation, biological process: protein phosphorylation.
AUCGAUCAUGGCAGACAAAGAGGAGUUAAAGAUCAGAUUGAAGAAACUGCUGGUAAGAUUGAACCUACAGGAAGGGAAGCAGUUGGGCACCAUGGUCCAGAUCAUACAGGACCUUCUGUUCCUGUCCCAUACAGAUCACUGCGUUGACUUGUUUGCGGAUAAGAAUGUCCAUGUGUCUCUGAUGCUGGUGCUGUCAUCUCAUUUCAACAGCAAAGUUCAGCAGGUUGGGUGGUCUUUGCUGUGUCGUCUGAUGGAGAUCUGUCCCUCCACUCUGGACAGACUGGCAACCCCAGCAGACCUUAAUUUAAUAGGAGUGCAUCAGCAUAUUCUGAAGGUGCUGUGCAUGUUUCAUAAAGACGCCAAAAUGAUGAUGGUGGGUCUCAGAGCUCUGACUCUGUUGCUUCAGUCAGAUGAGAUUGCGACGCAGGUCUUGGAUGAGGAAGAAAUAGACGUGUUUUUCCAGGUUUUGAGGCCAAUGAGAUUGUUCAGUGACAGUGAGGAGGUUCAGUUGCAGGGAUGUUCGGCUCUACAACUACUGCUGCAGAGAGUUUCAGAGGAUCAUCUGAUUGAGUUCAUCGAGAAGAAGGAUCAUGAGGUGGUUCUGAACGCUCUCAGCAGGUUUAUGGACAGUGAGAAUGUGGUUUUGCGAGCUUUAAGGGUCCUCAUACCGUUGGCUGCUCCAGCAAGCAAUGUUGAGAUGCUGAUGUCCAAAACGGUUAAAUGCUACACUCUGAUGUGUCGGGCCAUGGAGGCGUGGCUGGACUCUGAGGCCAUACAGGAGACCGGAUGCUGUUUGUUACGAAAACUUACAUCAGAAAGUUACUAUAACAUCUUGGUGCUGAAUGGUGUCCACAAAGUGGCUGUGAAAGCUUGUGUCUCUUACCCUGAGAAUGCAACCGUUCAGACUGCUGCUCUCUCUUGUCUGAGUAUGCUCGCAGAGUCUAUUGUACAGAAUGAAGGUCUGGACAGAGAGGGCAGUGAGGAGGAUGGGGUGGAACAGGAAAUGGCCGUUAGGGAAGAAGUCACACAUGGGGAGGAAAGCCUUAUAUGGACAGAAGCCUGUUAUACGGCUUUGGAGCGACACGCUGAUAAUGCCACAGUACAGGAGGCUGCUUGUUGGGCCGUAAACAGCCUGCUGCUCCAUUGCAAUGCUUCCCAAUACAUGGAACUGGAAGGAAGGCCUCCUCUUCAUACUCUCAUUAUGGCUUCAAUGCUCUUUCAUUCGUCCUGUGUGCCGAUGUUUCAAGCUGCUUCCUGUACACUGCGCACACUUAUACAACUCAACAGCAGGAUGAGAGCCCUCUUGUUGUCUCACGGCAUUCAUUUCAACAUUGUCAGUCUGAUGAAAAAACACUCAAACUCCAGCGACGUGUGUGAAAGCGCCUGCAAACUGCUUCACACCCUCUUCCAGAGAGCGAGGGCCGGUCUGGAUGAAGGUGCUCUGGUUCUCGGUCAGAUUCUAAUCGCUCUGAAGACGCACAACUUCCUUCCUGAAGUUCAGCUGGAGGGUCUCAGAGCGAGUCUUGUUCUUCUCAACCCAGACAGGAGUUUAAGGGAACAUGGCAUCUCAGUGGCGGAUCCCGACAUGGUGGAUGUGUCGCUGCGGGUGCUGAAGAACCAGUGUGUACUAGAGGGAGCUCACACUGUAUAUCUAAUGGGACUUAAUAGGUUUAUUAGUAGUGAGGAGAUUCAGGAGUGCGGACUUGGUGUUCUCACCACUUUAGCUGACUGUUCAGGAGCCGUUGACCUGAUGUGCCAGCAGGGGGCGAUAGAUACAGUUCUUCACACACUGCAGAUGUUCCCACUGAAGCGUGAUAUUCACUACUGGGGUCUUAGCCUCUUGUUUCACCUCAUCUCUAAGAAGAAGCUUUCUCGUAUGAUGGUGCCGGUACUGGCCUCUGUUGUGGUCAACUCUGUACGAAAACACAAAGAAGACACGGCCAUGCUCCUCAAGGGAUUUCAGGUGGUGUGGAAGCUGUUGGACACCUGCUCGAGUGCGGCGGCAGAGCUGCAGAAGGAGGGGUUCGAGAAGGAGAUUUUUCAGAUCUUGAGGGAGAGCACGACAGACCAGCGCAGAGAUCCCUUACAGGCAAUGAGUUGCCUGUGUCUGCUGAAGAUGGUGGCAGACGGUGAGAUCAUGUACAUGCUUCUGGAAAGGGCGUGUGAGGAGGGAGAUGUGGUCAUGACCGAGUGUCUCAUACAGCUGGGUGCUGACAUCAACAAGAAAACAAAGACGGAUUCUCUCAUAAAUCAGGUCUGUGAUCGGGGAGCUCCGCUGGCUCUGCUGGAGCUGCUGGUUUCCGCAGGCGUUCAUGAACAGCAGCUGCGUGGGGCUCUGGCUCUAUGCGUCAGGAGAGGAGACGACCCCGCCGUCACCCUUCUCCUCAGCCGUCUGGGGCUGGACCACACUAACAGCGCCCUCUGCCUCGGGAGCUUCCAUCUGGGGCGGAUGAAGGCGAGCUGGCUCAGCGCUCUGCUGUCUGAACGUAAGAGCAUCCUUUCAGUCAACGGCAGGAACGGUAAAGGUCAGGCUUUGGCCAGACAGAUUUUGUUACUCCAGAGGAAGAAAGGGUUUGUGGGAGUUACCAGACACCCCAGUGAUGUCAGCACAUCAGGAUAUUACACUGACGAGGAAAGUGACGACUCCUACAUGUCUUUAGAUGACAGCUUUGCCAUUAUGUUGGAUGACAUGGAGAGUGAUGGGAGUGACGGACCUCCAAAUGGAUCGUUGAUUUAUAGUGAUUCACCAGAGCUGAGCAGAAAAGCUUCUUGGAGACGACACAGUGGACGUAAACGUGCCAGUUUAGAGGGAUGCCACGGAGACUCUGAUCCAAGCGCCUCUUUGAGGUUUGGCUGGAACUCUCACAACACGCGAGGGCCGAUUGACAGCCCAUCUCCUUCUGGUGUUCCUCUGGGCUAUGAUAAGGAACCCAUCCGUCUGCUGGAUCUAUCAGGGAACGAGUUGGACAAUCUGUCUUGCUUGAUGGAUGAGAGCUCUGUCAAACAGCAAAUCGAGAACCUCUUUCGACUCGAUUUGAGUAGCAACAACCUGUCAGAGUUUCCCAGCUCUCUUUGUCAGAGUUUAAGAAGUUUGACCCGACUUGAUCUCCAGUGUAACAAAUUGCAAUCACUUACUGCCGAACUUCUCGCUCUUCCCGCUCUGAGCAUGCUCAAUGUAUCCCGCAAUCUCAUUGGUCCUCUUCUGCUACUGGACCCAACUGUGCAAUGUCCAACCCUACGCCAAUUGAACCUGUCAUUCAAUCUGAUCACAGUCUUCCCUUUCCAACUGGGUCAGGCCAUGAAUAAACUAGAGGAGCUCUCACUGGAAGGGAAUCAAAUAUCAGAACUGUCUCUACCUCUCUCUCUGACUGAACUGAAAGUUUUAGACGUCAGUAAAAAUAAAGUUACAGUGGUUUCAGAAGAUUUCCUCGCAGAAUGUCUCAAGAUGGAGUCUUUUAAUGCUUCAGUGAACCAAAUCAGUUUGUUGUUGCACCUUCCUUCCAAAAUAACUACAAUUAAACUUGCCCAGAACAGUUUUACAAGCAUUCCUGAAGUCAUUACCAGCCUACAAUCUUUGCGUUCAGUGGACAUGAGAAAUAACAGCAUCAGGGUUCUGUCUGGUCCGGCUGUUUGGGCCAGUGCGAAUCUGAGAGAGCUGAUGUUCAGUCAAAAUCACAUCUCUGUUUUGGACCUCAGCGGCCCCGUCUACAAAUGGGCCCGACUGGAGAAACUCCAUCUGAGCACCAACAGAAUCACUGAGAUUCCUCCUCAGAUCGGUCUCCUGGAGGACCUUACGUCUCUGGAUGUGAGUCAGAAUAAAGGUUUGCGCACUUUUCCGGAUGAGAUGGGAAAACUAGUGCGUUUGUGGGAUCUGCCGCUGGACGGCCUGCAGCUCCAGAUGGACCUCAAACACAUCGGCAGCAAAACCAAAGACAUUAUCAGGUUCCUUCAGCAGCGUCUGAAGAAGGCCGUGCCAUAUUACCGCAUGAAGCUGAUGGUGGUUGGCACCCCCUGCAGUGGGAAAACCUCUCUGAUCCAGCAGCUCAUGAGACUCAAACGCUCUCAGUGGAAGUCCCAUCCACAAACGGGGGGCAUCAGCGUCAGUGACUGGACCAUGAGAAACAAAGACAGGAGGAACAUGCUGCUGAACGUGUGGGAGUUCUCAGGUGGUGAGGAGUGCAGCGGAUGUCACCCUCAUUUCAUGAGCUCUAGAGCUUUGUAUCUGGUGCUGUAUGACCUCAGUAAAGGACCGAGUGAGAUAGAUGUCCUCAAACCCUGGCUCUUUAACAUUAAAGCGGAAGCCGGUGGGUCUCCUGUGAUUGUAGUCGGUACUCAUGCAGAUGUUUGCGAAGAGCGCCACCUGCAGGACUGUGUGUCAAAGCUGCGUGAGGAGCUGCUGUCUCAGCCGGGUUUUCCAGUGAUAAGAGAGAAUCACAUGCUGUGCGCCUGUGAAGAGUCUGAGUCUAUCAGAAGAUUACGCAAAGCCAUCUACAAAGAGCUCAUUGGAUUUAAGAUCCAGGGUCAGCCGGUGAUGGGUCAGUUGAUUCCAGACUGUUAUGUGGAGUUGGAGAGGAGAGUUUUGCAGGAGAGGACUCGAGUCCCGGCUGAAUUCCCGGUGCUCAGACAUAGCCGACUGCUGGAGCUCAUACAGGAGACGCAACUGCAACUGGAGGAGGGAGAGCUACCACACGCUGUCCACUUCUCAACGGUCAGACACUGAACUCUUUUGUCUCCAGGUGUUCUUCUGCACUUUGACGAUCCAGCGUUGCAGUUAAAGGACUUGUACUUUAUUGACCCACAAUGGCUUUGCAACAUUAUCUCACAGACGCUUACCCUGAAGAGCUCGGGUCAUUGGGAGGGCACUAGAGGUGUGGUUCAGCGCUCCACCCUGGUUAAGUUUCUAGACGAAAGCCGAUGUUUCCCUCGCGCCCACCUCUCUCACUACUUCAAACUGCUGGAGAAGUUCCAGAUCGCACUGCCCUUCGGAGACGAUCACUUACUUGUACAUAGCAGCCUCUCAGAUCACAGGCCAGUGAUCGAACUUCCUCACUGUGAGAAGUCAGAGGUCAUCGUUCGUCUUUAUGAGAUGCCAUACUUUCCCAUGGGUUACUGGUCAAGACAGAUCACACAUCUGCUGGAGGUGUCCUCAUUCAUGCUCUAUGGAAGAGAAAAAGCAUUGAGGCCAAAUCGGAUCUACUGGAGGACGGGCAUCUAUCUGAGCUGGUCAGCUGAGGCUUACUGUCUUGUGGAGGCCUCGUCGCUGAAGGAUAACCCGGCUAGCUUUAUUAAGAUCACUGUCCCCUGCUCUCGCAAAGGUUGUGUGUUGCUGGGACAGGUGGUGGAUCACAUUGAUUCUCUAUUGGAGGAGUGGUAUCCUGGUCUCCUCGCCACCGAUGUUCUCGGUGCUGGAGAAACGCUGCUGAAGAAAUGGGCUCUGUACAGCUUUAGUGAUGGAGAAAGCUACCGGAAGAUCCUGCUGGAAGAUCUACUGUCCAGUAUUGAUACAGAUGGUUUGCUAGUGAACCCAGAUGACCCCAGUUGUACUGUGCCCAUAUCUCAGAUCUCUCCAGAUCUGGUACUGAGUGAUCAGCCUUCCAGCAUCAUACUGGACCCAGAAGAGCUGGAGAUGGAGCUCUCUGCAGAGUAUCUGCUGGGUGAUGGAGGUUUUGGGUCGGUAUAUAAAGCUGUGUACAAGAAUGAAGAGGUUGCUGUGAAGAUUUUUAACAAACAUGCCUCUGCACUUUAUGUUCACCGGCUGGUACGACAGGAACUGACAGUGCUCGGGAGAAUGCGUCACCCAAGUCUGGUCGGGCUGUGGGCCACCGGGUGUAACCCCUAUAUUCUGGUGAUGGAACUGGCACCAUGUGGAUCUCUGGACUCGCUGUUCGAGCGUGAAAACGGCAGCCUUAUCCGCAAACUCCAGCAAAGGAUAGCACUGCAUGUGGCAGAUGGUCUUAGAUAUUUGCACUCCUCCAUGAUUAUCUACCGGGAUCUGAAGCCGCACAACAUUCUCCUGUUUAACCUGAAGACAGACUGCGAGGUCAUCGCAAAGAUCACCGAUUAUGGCAUAGCACAGUACUGUUGCAGCAUGGGUGUCCGCGGCUCGGAAGGAACACCAGGCUUCAGAGCACCUGAAGUGGCUCGAGGAAACGUCAUCUAUAACGUCCAGGGAGAUGUGUACUCGUUUGGUCUGCUAAUGUACGAUCUCUUGACUCACGGCGAGCGGAUAUCAGAUGGGAUGAAGUUUCCCAGUGAAUUUGAUGAGGUGGCUGUGCAGGGAAAGCUUCCAGAUCCAGUUAAAUUCUAUGGCUGUUCACCAUGGCCGGGGUUUGAAUGCCUGAUGAGGGAUUGUUUGAGGAAAAAUCCUCAGGACAGACCCACUUCCACUCAGGUGUUCGACCGUCUGAAGUCUGCAGAGAUGUUGUGUCUGCUGCGAGAGCUGACGGUGUUGGAUUUGCCUGGCGAGUGUUUGGCAGUCUCCGGUUCGACCGGGGGUGUUAACAGAGAAAGAGACGCCCUCGUGUGGAUCGGAGGAGGCAGCAGCAGCCAGAAAUUGGGCUGUGUGACAUCACUGGAUCUGGAGACCGGAAAGAGCUUUAGACAAGAGAUUGACCGCAGUCCUGUCCUGUGCCUGGAAUCGGUCCGAGCUCCAGGGUCACAUCAUGACUUGUUGGUCGCUGGUACUCAGUCUGGUUCACUCUUUAUUAUAGACACACAGAGCGCAGAGAUUCUGCACAGUCUGAAGAGUGUGACAGACUCUGUGACAUCACUGUACUUCCACAGUGACCUUCAGCACAGAGGCCUGAAGAGUAACCUGUUAGUGGGGACAGCUGGUGGGACGCUAAUCAUUUAUGAAGAUUCAGUUUUGAAGGUUAAAAAUGGUGCUCCAGUCAAAACGCUGCAGGUUGGUGAUGUGAGCACACCGCUAAUGUGUCUCGGCCCGUCCAGUCACUUUCAGGAGCGCAGAGCUCUGUGGGCCGCCUGUGGUACGAGGGUCAUCUCGCUCACUGUUAAAUACGACAUCUGCAGAAGCAUAAACACCAAACUGGAACAACACAAUCUGCAGCAGGGUCGUAGCAGCAGUGAUGCUUCUAUAAUGCGAUUAGCGGUUGACAAACAUGUGUAUGUGAGUAAAACAAAAAGCCAUAUUGUGGAAGUCUGGGACAAGAAGACUGAGAAGAUGAUGAACCUCAUCGACUGUGCUAAAUUACUCAAACUAAAUUGCACCAGACAGGUUCAGAGUGAAGACACGUGCCGAGAAAUGCAGUCGUCUUUGGCAACGGUUAAAGGUCUGCUGGUUCAGCACAGUGGUACUCUGUGGAUCGGGACCAGAUCAGGAUUCAUUCUGCUGGUGGAGAUCUCGAGCUGUCAGCUGCUCCAGAGCAUCAGCCUGAACUGCCACUCCAUGCGCUGCAUGGAUUCUGUGAUGCUAGAAACACUAAACCGAAAGAAUUGUAUUCUAGUGUUGGGCAGAUCUCAACGUAUGCCAAAUGACCAAAUCAAAACACAAUCAGGUCAGGAUUCGGUGCUGAUGGUAUGGAGCGGUUCACUUCCUCUGGAGGUCAGAGAUCUGAAGCGACACUGUGAGCUUCGAGACAAUAUGACCACUAAAAUGAGAGAGACAAUCCAUGACUGAAUGUCACGUCUGCCUGUGUGUCAUUUUCUGUGAUAUUACCCAAGACAACUGACUUUAUGCUGUUUGACAAAGGGACCUGUGCAAAAUAACAGUGAAUAUAAUCAAGGGAAAAUUUUUUGUUACAUCUCAAAUGUAGCUGUAGAUUGUUGUGUCUAUAUUGAAAAGUGACAUAAUGGGGAACUUGACAAGCCAUAAUGGAAAUGGGAAACACUUCAGUUAGCUUAUUACAUGUAUUCACAAUAGUAAAGCCAUAUGAAACAUGGGAGACUGCCAUGCUUUAAUAAAGCAGAUCUGAGAUCCCUUUAGACAUGCUAACCCCACCAUUUUUAGAUCUCAGGACAAGUAAAAAUGAUUAUUGAAUUUAUUAUUAUUUUAGCUUUUGUCAUCGUAGUAACUAUGCAAUUUUAGCAGAAAUGUUGUCAUAGUUAAUGUUUGGGAGUGACUGGACGGGUUUUAAGCAUGUCAAAUAAGAUGAAUUCAUUGUUGAUUCCAAAGCAGUCCACUAUCUGAUAACUUUAAAGUGACACUAUCACUAUGCAUAAAUAUGCAUACAAGAAAUAUAAGCCAUGGUUAAUAAGCCAUUUAAGAAAUAACUGCUCUACGUUUGAAUUAUUAUUACAAAUCUGUCAAUUUGUCGUGUUAUUUUUUAUUAUGAUGGGAAUGAAAUUAUUAUUUCUGUUGUCAGGUGUAUGCGUUUUUUAGUAAAAUGAAAAAUAUUAA